Messenger RNA from Cyanistes caeruleus (blue tit), 678 nucleotides. The record is from RefSeq and is a predicted model, not a curated record. Lineage: Eukaryota; Metazoa; Chordata; Aves; Passeriformes; Paridae.
ACGGUGGAUCCGUGCCUCCCUCAGAACCCCGAGCUGGUGGCCCGGCUGGAGCGGAUCAAGGCAAAGCUGGCACACGAGGAGUACCAGCGGAUGACCCGCAACAUCACCGGCCAGGAGGUGAACGGGCCAUUGGCUGAAUUUGGGAGGCAAGUUCGUUCCAUGAAAGCCGUUGUCAUCACCAUCUUCAACUUCAUUGUCACCGUGGUGGCCGCCUUUGCCUGCACCUACCUGGGCAGCCAGUACGUCUUCGCAGAGACAGCGGCGCGUGUCCUGUCAGCCGUCAUUGUGGCCUCAGUGGUGGGCUUGGCCGAGCUGUACGUGAUGGUGCGGACCCUCGAAGGGGAUCUUGGCAAACUAUGACCAUGAAGUGCAGGCUUCGUGCUGGAGCCUUUUGUCCUCCCCAGGAGCUGCUAAUGUGGGACAGAUCUUGUCCUGUCUGUACCUGUUCCUGCUGUGGGAAGACUGCUGCACUCCUCAGGCUCAUCCUUCGCUUCCCACUCCUGAAAUGAAUCAUGGAUUGGAAAUCCCAGAGCUGCAGAACGGGAGAGGGAAUGGCUGUGGACUCCAGCCACCCCAGCAGGGAGAGGGGCAUCAGCUCCUGCCAUCCCUGCUGUCCUGGGAAGUUUCUGUCUGUUUUUAUUCCGGAAAUAAAUUUAACACUGUGUGUUUGUAACCUUC